CGCAGCGCAGAGCGAUGGAGUCCUCCUGGCUGGAGACGCACUGGGCGAGGCCCCUCCACCUGGCGCUGGUGUUCUGCUUGGCCCUGGGGCUGCUGCAGGCUGUCAAGCUCUACCUGCAGAGGCAGCGGCUGCUCCGAGACCUGCGCGCCUUCCCCUCGCCCCCGAGCCACUGGUUCUACGGGCACCAGAAGAUAAUUCAGAAUGGUGGAAUGGAGAAGCUCGGGGAGGUUAUAGACAAAUACCCGCGUGCCUGUCCUUUCUGGCUUGGGCCCUUUCAGGCGUUUUUCUUUAUCUAUGACCCAGACUAUGCAAAGACUCUUCUGAGCAGACCAGAUCCCAAGUCCAACUUCCUGUACAAGUUCAUGGAUCCCAUCGUUGGAAAAGGACUCUUGAAUCUGAAUGGACCUAAGUGGUUCCAGCAUCGUCGCCUGCUGACGCCCGGACUCCAUUUGAACGCCUUGAAAUCGCAUGUGGAGAUAAUGGCCCAUUCUGUGAACACAAUGCUGGGUGAGUGGGAGAGGAUUUGUGGCACUGAGGACACGCUUCUGGAGAUCUCUGCGCCCGUCACCUUGCUGACCCUGGACAUAAUCAUGAGAUGCGUCUUCGGCUUGGAAACCAACUGCCAGAUAAACAGCACCUAUGAUCAUUACAUAAAAGCAGCAAAUGAAGGCAGCAAUAUAAUUUUUUACCGCUUGUACAAUUUCUUAUAUCACCAUGACAUCAUUUUCAAGUUCAGCCCGAAGGGCCACCACUUUCGGCAGUUAAGGAAGAUACUGCAUCCCUACACAGCAAAGAUAAUCCAGGCUGGAAAGAAUUCCCGCAUGAAUGAGAAUCAACAGGGUAACACUCAGAAGAGGAAGUACCGGAAUAUUUUCGAUAUUGCCCUUUCUGCUCUGGCUGAAAAUGGUGACAGCUUCUCAGAUACUGACCUAUGGUCUGAGGUAAACACAUUCCUGUUGGCAGGGCAUGAAACCAUGACAGGCGGCCUUACCUGGCUCCUCUACCACCUGGCUCUGUACCCUGAGCAUCAGGAGAGAUGCCGGGAAGAGAUCAGGAGCAUCCUGGGUGACGGGUCUUCCAUCACCUGGGGCCAGCUGGGUGAGAUGCCAUACACCACGAUGUGCAUUAAGGAGUCCCUCCGCUUGGCACCUCCAGUCCUCUCCUUUUCCAGAGAACUCAGCAAGCCCAUUACCUUCUCAGAUGGACGCUCCUUGCCUGCAGGAAUGACUGUGGUUUGCAGUAUCUGGGGGCUCCACCACAACCCUGCCAUCUGGGAAAACCCACAGGCCUUUGACCCCUUGAGGUUCUCUCAGGAGAAUAAUGACAAGAGGCACUGCUACGCCUACUUACCGUUCUCAGCUGGACCAAGGAACUGCGUGGGGCAGCAGUUUGCGAUGGCUGAGUUAAAGGCGGCCGUCGCCUUGAUUCUGCUCCGCUUCUCACUGACGGCAGAACCCGCCAGGCCUCUCGUCUCCAGGCCCAAUAUUUUCCUCAAACCCAAGAACGGGCUCUACUUGCACCUGAAGAAACUCGCCUAAUGCCAGCCCAGAGUACGAUGAGUGCAUACAUUUUAUUUGAAGGCAGGUCGUAGCUGAUGGUUCAAGACAAGGGAGGAGAAGGCAAGCGUGGGGGUGGGGUUAAGAGAAGAAGGGCCGAGGGCCCCUGUAGAGCUGCCCAUUGUUCAAAGCGUGUCUGUGUGACCCAAGGUAGCACCCAGAUCUCUUUCCGUAGGACCGGCCAGAUUUUCAGAUCCCUUCUGUUUGAUUCUGGCUCCUACUCUUGCCACAUAUCAAGCAAGAGUUUUGCUAGAAGUCUUCCAUAUAAUUUUGAUUGUUUUAAACUUUUUUUCAGAAUUACACAGGUAAUAGGCGAAUGUAUGCUCACUGUGAAAGGUUUACAACACUCGAAAAGCGGGUGGAGUUAGAAGUAACCUAGCCCACACCUCCCUGCCCAAUCUACUGCCUUUCCUGAAAACGGAAUAGUUUGGUGUGCAUUCUUUCAGCUUUUCCCCUGUACAGGUCCUAUGUGCAUAUGUAUGUGUGUGUUCUUAUCUGUGGGAUCAUAUCCAUAUUGUUCUUGCUUUUUCUCACUUAAUAAAAACGCAUCUCAUUCCUA
Messenger RNA from Phacochoerus africanus (Common warthog), 2115 nucleotides. Its product is annotated as cytochrome P450 4X1-like. The coding region runs from base 15 to 1538 and encodes 507 amino acids. The record is from RefSeq and is a predicted model, not a curated record. NCBI's taxonomy places the organism in Eukaryota, Metazoa, Chordata, Mammalia, Artiodactyla, Suidae. The transcript has 12 exons. Gene Ontology annotation, molecular function: iron ion binding; monooxygenase activity; oxidoreductase activity, acting on paired donors, with incorporation or reduction of molecular oxygen.